Molecule: messenger RNA, 17006 nt
Organism: Lymnaea stagnalis (great pond snail)
Lineage: Eukaryota; Metazoa; Mollusca; Gastropoda; Lymnaeidae
Source: the annotation of a GenBank genome assembly
UAUUAUCAUACUUAUUUUAUAUUUUUAUUUCUGAUUUGUGAAGCCGAAGCUGUGUGACACUCAUCUGACGACGUUUUCGCUAAUUUUCUGAACUUGUCUUCUUGUGUUUCAACUGCUUGGUAGACAAGAAACAAGUGGAUGGUGAUUUCAGACAUGGUCCUAUAUAAAACUGCAAUGAAUAUCUGAAUGAUGAUUAAUCAUUACUUCAUUUGUUCUGAUUUUUAUCAAAGAAAUAACGGUAAAAUAUUUUAUAUUAAAUUAUAUAUCGUCACAUCUCUUAGAUUUUGAUGAAAAUAAUAUUAAUUAAAAUAAUAUUAAUAUGCUUUCUUUCUACCACAUACUGGCCUACUGAUUCCACUGUUUAUUGUAGAGGACAGUAAAGAGUAAAUUGUUUAAUAAUUAUAAUUCAAAAACAAAAAUAAUUAAGUCAUGUCCACAUGUGACAGUGACAUGUCAUAUCUCUUACUCUUACUGUUAGUGUAAGAGUAAGGGUAAGAAGAGUAGUCACUGUCAGUAGUCUCAGUAGAUAAGUUUUGGUUCUUAAUUAAAAAUGUUUAGUAACAUAUCAUUUAAAUUUCAAAAUUAUUAUUGCGUAGUCUAAAAAUAAUGCUUCAAUAUUCAUUUUUUAAAUAAAAAUUAAAAUCUGGACAAAUUAUAGUGGAGUGUGUAUGGGGGGGGGGGGCAUUAAGUGGACCAUAAUUCUUAAUCCAUAUGAAUAUAUUGAUUAAAAAGGAGAAAUGGAUUUACAAAAACACCAAAAAAAAAAAAAAGUAAUGUAAGUGUAGGCUAAAUAUAAUCUAAAUGUCUAAAUUAGAUAUUAAAACACAAAUAUAUUCCGUUCUUUUUGUAUCUUUUCAACAAAUAGGCAGGGGUGUUACUUACAUCUUAAACAGCAGACGUAAUAAAAUUCUGUUUCUAUAAUAAUAAUAAUUAUAUUAAUUGAUGAAUUAUUAUAAAAUAAAUAAAGAAGUAUAAUUAUUUUAUCAAUAUUUUAAAGACAAUGUUAUAUUAACUGUUAAUAAAGAUUACAAUUUGCACCAGCUCAGGGAAGGACAUUAAUUUCACAAUAUGGGGAUGAUGUGUUAUGAUGAUGUAUAAAUUUUGUGAUGAUAGGGGAGGGUGAGGGGUAAAACAAUUGGCCAAAAUACUCCAACGUCAGAUAUGAAAAGCCCCUAACAUGUUGAUUACUAUUUUAAUAUCAAUGUUUGUUUAAAGACCACAAGUAUAAUAAUGUGUUUUUUUCUGUAAAACUUUCAUCUGCUCUCAGCUUUGUACAUUCAGUUUGUCAGUGCUUUUUAAAAACAUCUUUUAGGUAGUCAAUCUCUCCUUAAUUUUGUUAUUAACUGCUUAUUUAUGUUUCUUCAGCUUUUAGAAGAGCAAAAUGCAUGAACUGUUUGCCAAGGUCUUGGCCAAAAAAGAUCUUUCCAAAGCAGGGGAACUCUUCUCACUUGAGGAUGAUGUGAUAGAAAGAGACCUUGAAGAAAUAAUACGCCACAUCAAGCAGAUUGCAGACUCGGAUGAAUAUGAGAACAGUGACAAUGACCAAAGUGUUGUGGAAAUCUGUAUCACCAGGAUAACGGCUGCAAUAAGGUUUGAAAAAAUAGACAUCUUUAGUUUGCUAUCUUUUCUGAAAUUUAGUAUAUGAUCACUAACAACGAUAGAUUGGUUGAGUUCUUUUUAGAGACAGUAGUCUGCCUCACAUUCUUCUUCUUCUUUCAACUCCCAUUGGAGUGUAGGCCAUUAACAAUUUCUUUCCAAUUCUUCUGCUUCCACCCUAAAUGCAUGAUGGUCAGAGAUGCUGUUAACUUUUGACUAAUUAUUUAUUGCUGCUAAUCCACAUGUUAAUUGCCUACUUAGUGUCAGGUGUUAUAAAUGUGAGAAAUAAUUGUCUGGAUACAAGUUAAUGUAUCCAAAAUAAAUUUUACAUGUUGAAAAACGCUAAAAAUACAUUAUAAUUUUCAACUAUACCUAACUGUUAUGACAUCUCAUGAUUAGACCCUAUGAGCCCAUGGAUUUGUCAAACCCCUGUGUAUACUAGAUUGGUUACUUGGUCAAGUUCUUUCACAUGUUGUAAUGCGUCGUUUUAGCACUGAAUCAACUUAAGUCCUUUAUCAUAAUAAAUACAACUUUAAUAUAUGAUGUAAAUUCACAGACUGUUAAUUCCAUAUACACAUGUAUAGCGCAACUCGCUAUCAGAGAGAAAUAAAACACAACCUCCUUUCACAAAGUUCAAUACAUCAUAAAAAGCAUAAAAAUAUGUCACCAAGUCAAGCGUGGGAAGAGUGUUCAUUAACUAAUUAAUCUCUCAAAAACGUAAUGCACGUAAUCAAACAUAAUAUCCAGUAACAAUUAUUAAUGAACUCCCAUACUUGACAGCUUUUAUUCCCUUUUUUCAUAAAGGAUAUCUACUAAGCUGUUCCUUUAUUAAUCCUAAGAACCUGCAAAUCUUAAUAUAUUUUUUCAUUAUAUCGAUAUAAAAAACAACCUUAUUCAUAAUUAUCUGGUUCAUCAAGUGUCCAAUCUGCAUAAAUUGUUAAUUCCAAAUUAAUAUCUGUUAUCCCAGGGAGACGGGAAGAGUUGAAAAACAUGCUGAAUCGCUAGUGAGCCUUCUUACCAUGUGUCUUCAUCAUAACCUCAUGCAAAAGUCAAAAGACGUGGACCCACCACAUGCCAAAAUAGCCUCUGAUGUGAUGAGUCGAUUAUUUACAGUAAGCAUAUUUUGAGGCAUCAUGUUAUCAAUGAAUGAGUUUAUAAUUGUGGAAUGCUGCAAUAUUGAAAGAUUUGUUUAGAAAAUAUUUUCACCGUAACUCUUAACUUUUACUGAAGCAUGUCAAUUCUUAAAUUCAUUUUAAAAAUUAAUUUAAAGUAGCUAUAUUAAAAAUUGAGUGUUCAUUUGUGAAAUAUCUAAAUAUAUAUGUAUCAACUUGUGGUUAACUUGAACACAUUUCUCCAUUAAUGUUACAUAAAUUCUUACUCUGGUAUUAUUUAAAUCAAACCUCAUUAUUUGACAAUUAUUUAUUUGAAUGAAUUAUUUAUUUGAAUGUUGUGAUUGUAAUAAUUAAUAUUCUCAUCACACCUUAUGUUGAAUACAUUCAGUUAAAAUUAACAAUUUUUUGUCUUCACCAGUACUACACUAACAGUAAAGUGAUGACCCUGGCCAUCCCAGCUGCCGUUAAGUUCCUGGAAUGUGAUAACAAAGACUUGGUUCGAAACGUUGCCAGUUACCUGUCCCUAGCAACCAUCGACAAUGCCAGUUUGCUGGCACAGCACAUGCUGCUUGUCAUUUGCAGUGUUCUCAAAGGUUGGUUACAAAAAUAAGAAGACUUUAAUUUUAAAAAAGUAUACUCAUGCUUAACGGCCAGUCUAUUAUUUUUUUAAAGAAGUAAUACCAGAGCAGGGGUUAGGGAAAGCAGGACUUAAUAUCUAAUCUAUUUUGACCUUUCAUUAAAUUUGAUACAAAUAGUGAACAUUUGACCCAUUUUUCUCUGUCCAACCAUUUGAGGAACACUGAGUGACGAGGGCGUCUAUGCCCCCUGAUCCAUUCCGAGUGGGGGAGCCAAUCCCCUAAAUCCAAGACCUUGUACUUGGCCUAUUCUGUGGGUCAUGGUAUUGCCUAAUGGGUAUUUGAAUAAGGAGAUCAUUAUGAAUAUUGGUAAUCAUAAAAUGGUUUGCAGAUGCUUGGAUUUGGCAUAAGAUAUAAACAAAAUAAAAUAUGACUUUUUUUUCUUUGUUUAAGUUACAAUAUUUACUUGCUUUUAAAUCUGUCAAUAUUCCUCAAAACUCUGUAUGACCUUAACAAAAAUCUGUAUGAUCCUAUCAAAACUCUGUAUGAUCCUAUCAAAACUCUGUAUGACCUUAUCAAAACUCUGUAUGACCUUAUCAAAACUCUGUAUGAUCCUAUCAAAACUCUGUAUGACCUUAUCAAAACUCUGUAUGACCUUAACAAAAAUCUGUAUGAUCCUAUCAAAACUCUGUAUGAUCCUAUCAAAACUCUGUAUGACCUUAACAAAACUCUGUAUGACCUUAACAACAAUCUGUAUGAUCCUAUCAAAACUCUGUAUGACCUUAUCAAAACUCUGUAUGACCUUAACAAAAAUCUGUAUGAUCCUAUCAAAACUCUGUAUGAUCCUAUCAAAACUCUGUAUGACCUUAUCAAAACUCUGUAUGACCUUAUCAAAACUCUGUAUGAUCCUAUCAAAACUCUGUAUGACCUUAUCAAAACUCUGUAUGACCUUAACAAAAAUCUGUAUGAUCCUAUCAAAACUCUGUAUGAUCCUAUCAAAACUCUGUAUGACCUUAACAAAACUCUGUAUGACCUUAACAAAAAUCUGUAUGAUCCUAUCAAAACUCUGUAUGACCUUAUCAAAACUCUGUAUGACCUUAUCAAAACUCUGUAUGACCCUAUCAAAACUCUGUAUGACCUUAUCAAAACUCUGUAUGACCUUAUCAAAACUCUGUAUGACCUUAUCAAAACUCUGUAUGACCUUAUCAAAACUCUGUAUGACCCUAUCAAAACUCUGUAUGAUCCUUUUUGUAGUGCUCCUAAAAACUGGUACAGUUCCUAUUCUUGUACUAUUAACAUGCUUCUCUUGGUAUCUCUUUGACUCUUUCUCCCCAUGAUUUAUUUAAAUGGUGAUAUGGGGGUCUCUGUUAUGAAAUAUUUGUAUCAAAGUGAUGUAUCAACCAUUUGAAGAAAUUCAGCGCCACUGCUUUAUGCUAUCAUGAGCACCAUCAAUUUUUUAUGACUAAUAAUUUCUAUAGCAUGCUGUAUUGUGGUUCAGGUAACUACUUACUCGGUCAGGUGUUGCCACAAAUCUAUGAGCACAACCCCCAGCCCGUCCUCCAGAAGGUAGAUGAGCUGGCUACCCUGAUGAGCAAGUGUGACUCUACAGAGAAAGUCUGCCUGAUUCAACUCUUUAACAAAGUGGCCAAAUCUCAGCCACAGGUAAAUGCUGCACAACUGGAACUCUCUAAACAUAGAAGUCCACAGCCUCAAAUUUUCUAGCAGACAGUCAAGUGGUAAAAGAGUUUUAAGGGGACAUUUAAGUAUUGAAAGAUUUUUAUGAAAUCAUUUGAAAAAAGCAUUUAAAUUGAUUAAACAUUUUAGAUUUUGUUAAUUUCCGACAACUUAAAACUUAUGCUUUUUAACUUCUUUGUAAUGAAUUCAUUUUUAAUGGGUAACAUUAUAACAUUCACUUUAUUUUAUUUGUCUCAAACUGAAAAACUAGUUUUAAAUAUCAUUGGCAGUAUUUGUAAUUCUUCAAAUUUUUUUAGCCCAACUGAACUUUAGAGACUUUACAUAAUUGCUGUUCGGAUGGAUAAAUUAGUUAAUUUCUUUUUUAUAGAAAUCUGCAUAUUAUUUAUGAAAAUCUAAUUUGUGCAAAAAAAUUAUUUUUUUAAUGCUAAAAGAUAUUAAACCGAACUAAGUAGCAGCAAUAAAUAGCAUUAUUAAUAUCUUUAUCAACAGUAUUCCUAAAAAUCAUUUGAGUUGUGAGUUAGCAAUAGUAUAUAUAUAUUUAUUAAUUUUCUAUAACUGUAAUGUUUUGGCGCAUGACAAUGGCCUUAAUAUGAGAAACAUACCAAUCUCAGUGUAGUCAAAGUUUAUGUCCCGUGUUCUAAGCAAAGCUUAAUUUCUGUUCAUUGCCUCCUGCAGCUGUUGGAGAAGCAUAUCCCUAUGCUGUGCAACUACCUCUCAUCUUCCUUCCUGUCAUCUAUAGUCAUGAUGACGUUGGUGGACAUGGCCAUGGCCCAGCCAGGGACAGUUGUGAGCCAUUUGUCUGUCAUACAGGCCAUGGUGGAGAAUCAGCCCGUGCUGAUGUUUCAGAUGGCUCAGAUCACCGGGGCGGUGGGAACACUAAGUGAGGUGAGUCACGGUGACAUUUGGGGAACACUGAGUGAUGGGGACAUUUGAGGAACACUGAGUGAGGUGAGUCAUGGGGACAUUUGAAGAACACUGAAUGAAGUGAGUCAUGGGGACAUUUGAGAAACACUAAGUGAGGUGAGUCAUGGGGACAUUUGAGGAACACUGAAUGAAGUGAGUCAUGGGGACAUUUUAGGAACACUGAAUGAGGUGAGUCAUGGGGACAUUUAAGGAACACUGAAUGAGGUGAGUCAUGGGGACAUUGAAGGAACACUGAGUGAGGUGAGUCAUGGGGACAUUUAAGGAACACUGAAUGAGGUGAGUCAUGGGGACAUUUAAGGAACACUGAGUGAGGUGACGUUUGAGGAACACUGAGUGAGGUGAGUCAUGGGGAUAUUUUAGGAACACUGAGUGAGGUGAGUCAUGAGGACAUUUUAGGAAAACUGAGUGAGGUGAGUCAUGGGGACAUUUGAGGAACACUGAGUGAUGGGGACAUUUGAGGAACACUGAGUGAGGUGAGUCAUGGGGACAUUUGAAGAACACUGAGUGAGGUGAGUCAUGGGGACAUUUGAGGAACGCUGAGUGAGGUGAGUCAUGAGGACAUUUGAGGAACACUGAGUGAGGUGAGUAAUGGGGACUUUGAGGAACACUGAGUGAGGUGAAUCAUGGGGACAUUUGAGGAACACUGAGUGACGAGAGCGUCUAUGCCCCCUGAUCCCUUCCGAGUGGGGGAAACAAUCCCUUUACCCCCAAGACCUUGUACUUGGCCUAUUCUGUGGGUCAUGGUAUUGCCUAAUUGGUAUUUAAAUAAGGAGAUCAUUAUGAAUAUUGUAAUCAUAAAAUUUACAGUUACAAACUUGUUCGAAAAUUGUUGACAAUUCAAUAAUGAUAUUGAUAACAAGCGAUUACAAUUUCUCUAAUAGCUCAGUAUUUCCUUACAUUUUUCAUCAAAUAAAAUUAUCAAAUCCAGUGAUUGAUCAAAUAUGAAUUUUAGCAGGCCUAGAAUUUCUUUUUCAGUUUGAAUUCUUAAGAUUCAUGUUUUGGGUUGAUGGCUGUGCUGUCCAAAAAAUGGGUCCUUCAAUACUAGAGGAAUGAGUUAAUUUCCAUCCAAACCCAGACAAUUAAAAUUGGAAUUUUUUUCACCUGAUAAAACUGGUGGCGCCACUCCACACCCCUACCCCAAAAUCCUAUAAAUAUAGUACUUGUAUUUUUUCCUUUGCCAUAAAAAAUUUGUUACCUGGAUAAAUUUGAAAGCAGGCAGGGUGGAAGGAUUGUUAUUUCCCCUACGCAGAUAGGAAGCAGCUGCUUCCUUUCCCCCACUGUGUAGACCCCCCACUGUGUAGACCCCCACCGUGUAGACCCCCACUGUGUAAAUGCCACUUCUGAGUGAGAUGAGUCAUGGGAUAUCUUGGAAUUAUCAUCCACAUAAUUUCAUUCUUAAAAAAAUUAAAUAAAAAAAUUAAAUAUUUAUUAUAAUCUUUAACUAGUGGUAAGGGACCAUCUAUAAUGACAUCACACACCUGGGAGAUGUAUAAUGAGGGUGUCUAAAUUUUUAGACAAAUUGGUGAUGUUGGGGGUAAAAAAAUCUGCCAAAAUAGCAUCAUUGAUUGAUAGCCACUAAAAGCAGUUUGAUAUUUUUUCAGAUUUCAAUAAGCACGUUUUUAAAAAUUAAAAGUGACUUUUACAAAUACACAGACAACUGAAAACAAAGUUCAAGAUCAAUUCAGAUCAUCUUUACUUUUAAAAUGUUGGUACAUUCAUCUAAUGAUUCCCACCCAUUAUUCAAUAUCCAGCUAUAAUUUGUCAUUAAGAUAUUUAAUUUACACCAUUUCUUUCUUCCUAGGAACAAGCUAAGAAAUCCAUGGACUAUUUGAUCUCCAAACUUGGGGGAAUGGACAAGUCCAUCCUGCCAUCUGUCCUCCAAGAAAUUCGUGGACUCGGGCUCGGCAACCACUGUCUGCUGUCUGACAACAUGGAUAAGAUCUCUAAGCUGUCCACAUCCAGCUCCAGUGCGGUUCGUCUCAUGGUGCAGCAAAUCAGAGAGGAUGUCCGGAAAUAGUGAGUGAAGAUUUUUUAGAGGUCUUACAGCAGCUAUUAAAUGGACACAUCAUCUUUAAACCCAUAUUCUUUUAGUUAUACAGGGAUUAGCAGAAUUUGAUGUAGCUGUGUGCUGUAAGUCUAAGAGCUAUGUAACAACACAUAACACCUGUACACAGGUUGCUUCAUUUUUUGUGGUCUUACAUCAAGCAUUGCUAAAAAUUAAUGUCAGCUUUAAGAGUGUGCUUUUCAUCACUGUUCAAGUUUUUUUCUUCUUCACGCAAGAAAAAAAGUAUUUUUUUAGAAUAACACAGUUUUGGUUUACACAAGCAAAGUGACCUUUCCCCAAGGGUUUUACAUGGAUUCAAUUUUCAGCCAUGCAGCAGCUGCAAAUAGAAACCUGGACACCUCUAGUGAUUCAACAACCCUGCACUCCAGCAAGAACUUGUCUAUGCACACUGAUGUGGUCAAAGAGAGACCCAAGGAGAUUCGGUCAGUGUCCAGUCAGACGGAAGGGACAGUCACCAUUAUUACAGUAGGAAAUCCACCCAAUGCCAGCCACCCCAGUGGGACGGUGUCGGUCAAGAGCACUGCUUUGCCACCAAGUAGUGCGUCCAGUCAACAGAGCCUGGCCAAGAUAUCCAGGUUGGGUGUCUCUAAGUAUCAAAAUGAUUUAGUCGACAAUAUUCAUGUAGCAUAAUAAGUGAACAAAUUGAAUAUAUGAAAAAGCAGAUCAAAUAAACUUACCCCGUGAAAAACAACAUAGCUAGCAGACGUAUAGUGCCUUUUUUUACAAUAAAUGGACAUGUCUCAGAGGCCUCAGAAUGGGAUGCAUAAUUUAUUCUUAACAGGCUAUCAUCCGGUGACCACUCUUACAGUCCGGCCUACACACAAACAGCAGAUAUCAAUUCUUUCUCCAGCAUUGGCACAUCCACAGAGAGAGUUGCUCCGGUAAGUUUGAUAUGUGUAGGCCACACUGAUGUUGUGGAGGAUUUUUAGGGACAGCAACUCGGAUCACUCCUGCUUCAAGGUUACUACCAUUUCAAUUUAAUUUGCUGCCAAGCACAAGAAGAGUAAGCUGCAGGGAACAAGUUCAAUGGGAAAGUCAUGUGGCCUUCACCUCUCUCCACUCAUUUCUUAAUUAACUCACAGCUAAGAAUAUUUGAAGACUUUUGUCAAAUUGGACAACUAUAAAUAAACAGAUAUUGUAAAAAUGUUACUGUAACAGAAAUGAAAUUUAAAUUUAACCCUCUUGAGGCACCUGGGGCGAUCUAUUGGCCCAGAGUUGAAAGGCAAAAAAGAUAAAUGGCCAAUCCAUUGGCCCCAAAAAUACAAACCUUGAGUUUGACAGGCUAGUCUUUGUUCCAGCUAAUCAGAUUGCAUUUGUUGGUCAUCUGGCCAUUUUAAUGGCGGCUUCCAUUGAUAGUUAACUGUUUUGUCAUUUUCUAGCAAUUUGUUGUUACACUUUGUGAUCUCUAUAAAUGCUUAAAAAAUAUGUGACCUUGAAAUACGCCAAAAGGCAUAAGCAUUCCCCCCUCCCAGUGAAAUACUUUAUGCAGUUAAUCACAUUGGAUCUCAUUGAAAUGUUUGUUGGGACUUAAUCAGGCUUUAACAAUCAGAAACUGCAACAAAAUUCUACAAGUAAGACAUGUUUAUUCUAAGUGUUAAAAAAAAAUUAGCUUUCUUUAAUUAUGAAAAUCAGGAUAUCUCAUUUGCAUGAAUGUUGACAUUUCAGUUUGAUUUGUAAAGAUCACAUUGGCUCAUUCAAUUCUCUACAAGAAUAUAUCAAUACUUUUAUAUUUGUGAAGUAAUUAGUUAAUUUUUUAAUAAUUUUCUUGUCCAAAGUAAGUGCAGGGCUUGUGAUAAGGACUCUUGUCUUCUUGGCACCAAAAGUCUAAAAAAUCUCUGUCUUCUUGGCACUGAAAGUUCAAAGAGCCCCCGUUUCAAGAGAGUUAAAUAAAGUUAUCUCCUCAGUCUAAAAUCAACAUCUUAAAAAAAAAUUUUCUUGCACACAUAUUUAAUAUUCACUUUUGAAAUAAAAUAUGAAAUCUAAAAAAAAUAUAAUAAAAUAUACCAAAAUUGCCGGCAUUGAAUGAAUGAGCAUUUUUUUUCCCCAUUUCACCAGCGCGAGACCUUGCGAGAUGGAGUUCAGCUGUUUUGUGAGAAGCACUUCACCAAAAUCAAACAAUUUAUAAAUAAACUAAAUGCUACCAUUCCACUGCCUGUCAGAUGCAGUGUUGUCAGUAAGUUUUUUCUCUUUCAAUUUGACAUAUAGUGGAAAUUCAGUAAGCUUGCCGGCAGAGCUGGUAAAAUAUUGAACCAGCCUUUGGUGUAUCCAAUUCUUAAAUCCUGAAUGAAUAGAAAAAUUCCUCAUGAUGAAAUUUAGCAUAGAAAAUUAUGCUUAAUGACUUUAUACCAUCCCUCCUCUCUCAUUUGGAAGAAAUGCUUUAUCAUUUAUGAGAGAUUUUGGAAAAAGACCCGGGGGAAGAGAUCCGAAAAAGCCCUCCUUUGAAAUUCCAUUAACCAAUGUCAUUUAAUUGGUAGUGUGUUAAGUCAUUUAAUAUAUAUAUAUAUAUACUACAUAAGAUCUGCUCCACCUCUGCCUUUAGUACUUGACUGUGAACUGGAAAGCUGCAAUACAACUCUGUUUUGGACUAGAUGGAGCCAUUAUGGAGUAACUGAAUCUACAAUUCUGUUUUUCUUAUUGAGUUUCUCCUACAUUUUAAAUCUUUUCAUACAAAAACAUUUUAGAUAUUAUGAAAAUAUACCAUAACUAUAAUGUUAAUGUGACUACUAAAUGUCCACAGACAUCUUAUAUUUAUUUUUAUUUGAGCUUAUAAAGUAUUUGAUGAAGGAAUCAUCCAAUCAGCAUAAACUUAGAUAAAAUCCAACAGAAAUGAGGAAUUAAUUAUAAAAAUACUUCUACAAAGUCCAUUAAAUUUAAGUGGAAAUUUGUGAAUCUUAAAAUCAUUUUCCUGUACAUAACAACUCUCUUGCAGAAGGCAAGCACAAAAGGUACCUGAAAUUGCACUUUGAGUGUACCAACCAAUCAGAACAGUGCCUCUACAGUGGUUCUCACUUUUCAUUGAACACACGCCUGCCUAAACUUUGGGUGCACCUUAUGUUCCUCUCUGUACAAGUAAGUCCUGUUGAGUGUUUGACUGAAUUAGUUUAUUUUCACCUUGUUAAAUAAUUUGUUUAGCGCAAUGGACAGUGGAUCUUUUGUUGCACAAAUUAAAAAUGGGGGAGGGGGAGCAUUUUUUAACAUGUUUACUUGUUCUAUGUGUAUGAUUAUGGUUAGAAAUGCAGAAUUUUCCCUCCCUUUGUAUUAAAUUUAUUAUAAGUCUGUUAUCAACAAGUGGCCAAAAUUUAUUUGCAUGGUGCAUGUUUUUAAGUUUCAUAGAAGCCUGGUCCUUUUGUAAGGCCAAGAAAAGUUCAUUAAAAUUUUUAUUUAAAAACGUAUAUUCCCAAUGAACACUUUCGUGUGUAAUUUAAAAUAAAAUUACUGAAAUUAUGAAUUUUUUAAGGUUAUUAAAUAUCCUUCAAACAUUUUGUGAAAAAUUAACCUCAAACCAUGUAGUGGUACGGUAUAGUUUUUUGGUUUUUUUUUUUCUAAAUGUGAUGUAAUUUCUACAUUGAAAUUUUGUUAUAUUCUUUUGUGAUAUAAAUAUUAUAAAUGCUAAAGAUUUAAUUUACUAAAAUUUCAAACAAUCUUCUCUGCCAUUAGGCUCAAUCCAAGUUUGCCCUCAGUCAAAGAGAUGCAGACGUCAGUUGCCUCAAAGCAUGCUGGGAUGCCCUAAAGGGGGAAACAAACAGCAGCUUUUUGGCUCUUGUGACUUCAAGUUUCCCAACACAAAAAGUAAGUUUAUGAAGCUCGUUCAUUCAGGUGUCAUCAAAUGUGUUUACUUUACUGACUGAGUUGUUUGUCUGAAGAACACUUGUUGCAUCUCGUUAUAAAAUGAGUGAGUUAAAUUUCACCAGUUGAUGCAGGUCAAAACAUACAUUUUUUAAUGUAGUCUGUUGAAAAAAUAACCUCCCAACGCAAGCUAAGUGAAUAGACUUAAAUGUCUAGGUGGUAACUUCCCUAGGGCAGAGUUACCCAACUCAUUUUGCUUUAUCCACACGGUAUUCUAAUCAUAAUGUAUGAAUAACACAAUGAAUGAGUGCAUAGUUUUUACUACAGCUAGGUGACCCAUCAGAUAAUUUGCAUCAUGAAACUAUGGAUAUAAUGUAGUGGAUGCUUUGCUUUUGGGAACCUUCCCAAAUUCAAGCACUAUUUUCACUGAAAUACGGAUUCAGAAGUGCCUAAAUAAUAAAAUAUGAUGUUGUCGCAGUUUUAGCCAAUAAUUUUUUCUUAUAAAUGUUUCCAGGAUCAACUGAUGCUGCUGCAAGAACUUCACCAGAUGCGUUACUUUGACAUCUUUGAGUUCAAUGCCCUGCAGGGACACUGGGCAUGUUUUGUCUGCAAUCACCCUGAGAAACUGUCAGAACUCCUCAAUGGUGGCUACCCAGAAAUAGCUGUAAGUUUUGGUGUUGCUUUUUAAGUCCUCUGUGUUGUAGAAUUUAAGUGUUUUGUUAGGUUAUUUUUGUUUCUAGGAGUUGGGGGGUAAAGAUUUAGAAGAGUCCAACUGUUAAACAAUGGUAACCAUCUUGUCCUGGACUCUAGUCAAUACAGCACAUCCUUGGUUCAAAGUUUAAUUAUAAAUCCAAAUAUGUGGGAUGCAGGUAAACAGCGAUGAAAUGGUACUAACUCAAUGAAGAAUUUAACAUGGACUACCACUGCCUUUCCAUAUAAUAAUUGGUUAAUUGUAUGGUCAGAUAUAAAUUAUCCUCAUAAUUAUACUCUAAUUUUAUACACUAAUAUUUUGAACAUUUGUAAAAAUCCUACCAGCUAAUUAUCUGAUAUUCAGUCCAAUAAAAUCAUCCAGACAGAAGGAGAGCAUGAAUUUAAAAUGACUAAUUACUUUUAGAAACAUUUCCAUUGUUUCUCUGGUCGCAUGAAGGCCUUUUAAAUGAAAUGUCAGCCAGGGAAUAUUUAACUAAUAUAAAAUAUGUGGGAAUAUUAUAUGUUUCCAUUUCCUCAUUCUAAAUUUGUGUAAUGUAUAAUUAUACUUGAUAACCAAAACAUAUGUAAAUAAAUACAAAUAAUGCAUGUCCUUGAAAUUAAUUUAUUAAAAGUGUUAAAUAAUUUUUGUCAUAUUUUUUUUUCUCAUUUGACACAUAUCUUUAAUUUGUGUGUUAGGACAAUAUAUACAGAAGAUUUUAACUACCAUGAAACAUUGGCUCCUGUCUAUCAACUGAAAUAAAUUGGGAUUUUUCUCUCACACUCUGCCUUUUCUGGCCAGAUGAGUCAAUGCCACCAAGCUUUCUUCUCAUAACUAGGGUUGACUGCAGACAGAUCAGAAUUGACCUCUCUAACUCUUGGUUGUGAGGCAGUACUCUCCACUAUAAAAAGAUAUAAUUGAUAUGACUAGAUUUAUUUAAAAUAAACAUAAAUUUGCCCUAUCCCACAUGUCUGACUGGUGAUAAAAUAAUUAACUAACACACACACACCCACACCAUCCAAAUGUUUGUUUUUUAAAAACUACUUUACUUGAAUCCUGCACUGGUACACAAGCAAAGCUUUUAUGCUUAAUUCACAAAUGUAUUUCCUCCAUCUUUUUAGGGACAGUUGAAGGAGAAGAAAGGGAAGUGGAUGUUUUUUAAAAGGUGGAAAACACGAUACUUCACUCUCUCUGGUGGCUCCAUAACUUACAGCAAGAGGAAUGCUGUGAGUCAAUAAUAAUUUCAUUUUAGCCCUGGAAACUUAAUUGGAUGAUACAUGUUGAUUGUUUAAAUUUUUUUUUUACCAAAUCUGAAGUAUCUAUAGCUAAGAUAUUAAAGUGAAAGAGAAAUAAAAAUGUCAUCAGAUUAUCUCCCAUCUUCAUAGUACUGGUAUUCAGAGCUAGAACUUUACUUCAUUGUCUUCAUCUAUUGAAAAUGAAAAUGUAUCAGCUGGUUAAAAUAGAAGACAAUUUUUUCCCAUCCCUCCUUUUAAAAAAACCCCAACCUUUUCAGUAAUAAUAUAAUAAUCAUUUUAAUUUAGAUUUCCUCAAAUUUAAAAAAAAAAAUGCAUUUUUGAAAAAGAAAUUUAAAAAAAAAAAUAUUUUGUCUUUUUAAAAAUUUACUUUUAUUUUGAAAGUACUGUAAUAACCUUUGUAUUUCUUUUGCAGACCAAAGCAUCUCUACCGGUCACAAAAAUACAAAGUGUGAAAGCUGUGAGAAAAGGUAUUCGGGACAUUCCAAAAGCUUUUGAAAUCUUCACUGGUGAUCAGACCUACAAGUUCAAGGCUAAAGGCCAUCAAAAUGUUGAGCAGUGGGUGCAAUGUAUUCACAUUGCAGUGGCCCGAUCCCAUCACGGGGGUUCAGCGUCAUCCAGUUUAAUGGGGAUCAGGCGCAGCGUUGACAAUGGCACUGCUGGCAGUGCAGCAAGUAAGGUUAGCUUGGCAGACGGUGGGCUCGCUCGACGUGGGAGCAGCCGGGCUAGCCGACAAAGUAUAGAGAAAGCCUGCGCAUAUACAAAUGUGUACGAACCUCAACAGCUGGGUGUGAAUUCUGUGGCAUCUGGUAGACAUGUGACGGAUACGUCUGGUAGAGAUUUGACAAAUACUAAACUGUAAUGUUUGACAUUAUUAAAAUAUGUUUUUUGCAAUUGUAGAAGAAAGUCCCAAAUUUGCACAGCAACUGGUGUUAUUAAUUGAUGUAAAUGUGCCUCUAAUUCACAGUUUGUCAGUUACUUUUCUGCCUGUAGCUAAUAAAUAGAAAAGAUUGUUUUGCUAAAUCAUCUCCUAAAAACUUUCCACAUUUCAUCAAUAAGAUUUUUUUUUAUACUUCUCCCAACCAGAACAUGUCUAAGAAAAGAGAUAACAAUUCAGCACUUAAGUGUAAUAAACUUUAAACACCAGACAAUAUUUUACAAGUUGAAAAAAAAGUGAUUCAUCUAACUUCAUAUUUUAUGGAAAUUGUGAACACGUUAUUAUUUUUAUGCUAUAAUUUGGGGGGGGGGUGUUUUGAACAAUUAAAAAUAUUAAAGCAAGAUUACUGGUGGAACCAUAAGUGAAGUGUACAUAGCUUUGUAUUAGCACACCACUUGAUGGCUAUUUCUUAAACUAACCAAUAAUAGACCCCUUUUAAAAAAUUGACUGUCCCCUUGACUUCCAUCACCAUAAACAUGUUAAUUUUGACUUAUGUAUUUCCAGUGAAUAUGCAUGAAUACAUUGCUUCUUGGCCCUCAAAUUAUUACCUGUUUAGAUCAUUGGAAAGAAAGUAAGCUAUAAUACUUAACACCAUGAAUUUAUAACUAGAAAUUAAAUAAUUUUUUCAACCACAUUUGGCAUUGUGAAACUGGAUUUUAAAGGGUGAUUUGGAUAAUGAUACAAUGUUAAUUUGUUUAUCUAACAAAUUUUCCUGUUCUGUAUGACUGAAAGCACUCAGAAUUUCAGUCAAACAAAACUAUUUUAAUAUAGUUUUAAUACAGGUUUGUUUUUUAACAAGGGCUGCUGUAAUCAACAAAGUGGGGACAUUUUUUUUUUAGAGGAUGAACAUUACAGCAUGAGUUGUCCUUUUUAACAUUUACUUUAAUGUUAUAACAUAUUUAUUAAAUUUUUUUCUAAAUAAAAUCCGAAUUAUUAAUUGCUAUUAGUAUUAGUCGAUAGCAUUUUUAUUUUCUCCCUAUACCGGUAUGGAUAAAGACCUUAUUUAUUUCUGUUACGGUAGUUUUGUUUAAAAAUGUUUAAAUUGACUUUGAAGACUUGUUUUAUUUAAUUUAAUCUUCCUUUCCUCCAAAAAAAAUAAUUUUUUGAAGCUAUUACUAUGUAUGUAAAAAUGUACACACAUACAUUAUUACCCUACUGUAAUUAUGGACUACAUAGGGCUUAUUAUCAAAUUUGUAAAUUAAUUUUUAACCAUAUCAUAUUCUCAAGUGAUUUAAUUUGAUUACAAAAGGUUGUGACUGAUAUACAUUUAUUCUCUGUACUGUAUGUCUUAAAGACUGAACAAGGCUCACAUAUUUAUUUACUGUAAUGUAGAUAUUUCAAGAUUAUUUAUUUGAUAUGAAUAUCAAAAUAUUUACAUUUCUUUUUUUUUUUAAAGAAUAAUUUUGACUCUUUUUGGUUUAUAUUACUGUUACCUCCAUUAAUUUGGACAUAUCUAUUUUUAAUAAACAUUAUUUUCAAAUGACUGUGAUAGAUGAUUUAAUUCAGUUCUCCCAAACCAAAUGAAUCCGGUGGCUUUUGGCAUUGUGCAAAUGCUUAAAAGGCUUUUUUUUUUUUGAUAUACUAUUCAUGCUCAAUGCUUGCAAACAAUCUCAACAACUUUAAAUUAGUUUUCUAAUUAUUAUUUAUAUUUAGGCCUAUAUAAUAUUGAUAUUUUUGUCUGAAUACAUGUAAGGUAUGUCAGUUUAGUUAAUUCUUUCAACACAUGAUGCAUAAAUUUACUUUUUAACAUGGCAUAUGUAUUGUAAAUAAGUUUUUAGGGCAAUGUCAUUUCCGAGUAAUGUUUUAUUUUAUUUUUUCUUCUGCUAAACAAUUAUUUAAAUAAUUAUUAAUGGUACUUUGAAAAUAUGGGAUCUUUACCUGGAGUUUUUUUUAAAACAGUUACACACUUCAUACAUUUUAUGGCUUUUUUUAUUUUGAACGGUGAUUCUGACAUUUGAACAAAUGCAGUGCUGGUAUUCACUGGUAAUGAAGUGUUAACUAUGUAGAAUAAACACAAAAACCAGCCAAAAUUCAUCCUUUACAAAAAAAAAUGGAAUUUCUUAAGUUACCAAUCUUGCCCAUUUUCAUUUAUCCUGCACAAACUGCAAGUACUAGUAGUAUGUAGAUUUCAUGCUCAAUGUAUUUAACAAUCACUGGUACCAUAGUGACAGGUUUUAAAUCUCUAUUAUUCUAGAUUUAUGCGACAGAGUUUUAGAAUUAAUAGCUAUCUUAGUACUAUCUUACUAUUUCAUAAGAAAAGAUUUCACUCCUUGGCUUUUUUGUUUAUAUGAAUAACAGAUGCUCUUUUUCGUGACUUACUUACUGACUUGCACAAUGUACACCUAUCCCAGAGUCUCUGAAUAAAAAUAAUGCAU